Chinchilla lanigera (long-tailed chinchilla) is the source of this 2293-nucleotide messenger RNA. RefSeq names its product acyl-CoA dehydrogenase family, member 8 (gene Acad8). Gene Ontology annotation, biological process: lipid metabolic process. The coding region runs from base 314 to 1447 and encodes 377 amino acids. NCBI's taxonomy places the organism in Eukaryota, Metazoa, Chordata, Mammalia, Rodentia, Chinchillidae. Gene Ontology annotation, molecular function: acyl-CoA dehydrogenase activity; flavin adenine dinucleotide binding. The transcript is spliced from 11 exons. The record is from RefSeq and is a predicted model, not a curated record.
CUCCUUGUGCGACAGCGUCUGGACCCGCGCCCAGGCCAGGCGCCCGCGCUGGACCGCCUGCAUCGACCGACUACAACUGUAUUUCUCUAAGUGGUGAAGAGAUGUCUCAGAAGUCACUAAGUAUUAUCCCUUUCCCACCAGAGAAACUGCUUAAUGAUGGAUGAUGCUGUACUCUGGCUGCUAAAGGCCCUACUAUGUAUGGGAAAUGCUACAAUUGGUCCACUGUCUGAGCUUCAUGGUACUUCUUAUUGGUGGUACUCUUUUCUGACACCUGUUGUAGAUUUGAGCAUAUACAAUCCUGCCCACAGCUUCCAUGGGACUAAAUGAAGAACAGAAAGAAUUUCAAAAAGUGGCUUUUGACUUUGCUGCCCGGGAGAUGGCUCCAAAUAUGGCAGAGUGGGACCAGAAGGAACUAUUCCCUGUGGAAAUGAUGCGAAAGGCAGCCCAGCUAGGCUUUGGGGGAGUCUAUAUUCAAACGGAUGUUGGUGGAUCUGGACUGUCACGGCUUGAUACCUCUGUCAUCUUUGAAGCCUUGGCUACAGGCUGUACAAGCACUACAGCCUACAUAAGCAUUCACAACAUGUGUGCCUGGAUAAUUGAUCGCUUUGGAACUGAGGAACAGAGGCACAAAUUUUGCCCACCACUUUGUACCAUGGAGAAGUUUGCCUCUUACUGCCUUACUGAACCAGGAAGUGGGAGUGAUGCUGCCUCUCUUUUGACCUCUGCUAAACGACAAGGAGAUCAUUACAUCCUCAAUGGCUCCAAGGCCUUCAUCAGUGGUGGUGGUGAAUCAGACAUCUACGUGGUCAUGUGCCGAACUGGAGGACCAGGCCCCAAAGGCAUUUCCUGCAUAGUUGUUGAGAAGGGGACUCCUGGCCUCAGCUUUGGCAAGAAGGAGAAAAAGGUGGGGUGGAACUCCCAGCCAACCCGAGCUGUAAUCUUUGAAGACUGUGGUGUCCCUGUGGCCAACAGAAUUGGAAGUGAGGGACAGGGCUUCCUCAUUGCCAUGAAAGGACUGAAUGGAGGACGAAUCAAUGUCGCUUCCUGCUCCUUGGGAGCUGCUCAUGCUUCAAUCAUCCUUACCCGAGACCACCUCAAUGUCCGGAAGCAGUUUGGAGCACCUUUGGCCAGUAACCAGUACCUGCAAUUCCAGUUGGCAGAUAUGGCCACAAGGCUGGUGGCUUCCCGGCUGAUGAUCCGCACUGCAGCAGUGGCUCUGCAAGAGGAGCGGGAAGAUGCGGUGGUGCUGUGCUCCAUGGCCAAGCUCUUUGCUACAGAGGAAUGCUUUGCUAUCUGCAACCAGGCUGUACAAAUGCAUGGAGGCUAUGGCUAUCUGAAGGAUUAUGCUGUUCAGCAGUACAUGCGGGACUCCAGGGUCCACCAAAUUCUAGAAGGUACCAAUGAGGUGAUGAGGUUGCUGAUCUCUCGAAGCCUACUCCAGGAGUAGCACCCAUGCUUGAUAUGUGGACUCUUGGGUUCCAGAUGAAUCAUGGAUUGGAUUGAAGAGCUGAGCUCUUCAAAGGUUGGCAGCAGAGCUGCACUGUGUUGGUGGCAGUAUUUGGUUCUCACAUUGGAGCAGAGUUCUCAGUAGAACUGGAAGAGAUGCCCUGAUUAGACAUGUCACAAGAAGACCUACCACCUUAUUUUCCUAAUGCUGGAAAAAUAGCUAGUUUUUAUUCAGAGCCAAAGUCUUGUCAUCUUGGUUUGUUUGCAUUUUCUUAGUUCACUGGAUUCCUCUAGGGGCCUGGGUACUUCCACUGAGACUUUCCCUGGUUCUAGAGCAAAGGCAAGGGAAAAGAAAAUGCCCUCCUGUGUCUUGUGUUCUCUGUACGUAGUGUCAGUAUCUCUGGAUAGCACACCUCUGGAUAUAAAUCAUGAUAAAAUGAGUACUUGGAACAACUGAGUUAUGAUUUAGGGUAUAUACCUGCUUUGGAACUACCUUAACGUCGACUGAGGUUAUUUGGAAAUUGGAAUAUUUGAUGUAGCUUUUUCUUUUUGAGAAGCCUAUGGUCUAAGGAUGGUAACCAAGGUUUCUGUAAUCUUUCUUGAGAAGCACUCAAUAUACUAAGUAUAUUUUCUGAAUUUGUUUCUUUUUUUGGAGUUGCUUUUCUUUUUAAAUAUUUUUGAUCACUACAUUAAUAAAGUCUGCUUCUUUCUGUAUUGUCUCCAUGUCUACUAAAGUUAGGUUUUAUCUCUUUAACUAAGCCUUUACAACUCUUUCUAAGGUUUGUAGUAUAUUUAAUUAAACAUUUAGCUGGAUUUUGGAGUAACAAUUAAAAAUCUCCUAGGUGAA